AGACUAUUAUUAUUUUUGUUAGUAAAUUAUGUACUGACUAAUAUUCACUAAAUAACUGUAUUUGUGAAUGAAUUUUUAAGAAUGUUUCUAUAAAUGGCUUUUAUUGUAUCACAGGUAUAGGGUUACCAGAUUUUGCUUGGAAAAAAAAACUGUUUGAAAAAGAAUCAUAUGAAAUCAGAAUCAAUUUUCGGUUUAUUACAGAUAAAAAUGCAUGACUUGGAGUGAAAAUAAGAUGGAUAGUCUUGACUUUGAUAGCAUAAAAGUAACUAAAAACUCAUCUCAAGCAGUCAGAUUAAAGGAAUUUUCUGAUCAACGUAGGAAGUUAAAACCAAAUCGUAAUAAUGAAGCUAGCAGGAAUCCUGUACGCAUUUUAAAUAAUCGACAUGAAUUGAGAAGCGUUUCUGAUGAUGAAGAUGAAAAUAAUGAAGAUAUAAUAACUAAAGAAGUGAACAAAGAAAUUAAAGAGGUAAAUGAUAAGAAAGACUUCAAAAUUAUAGGGAGAACCAAUGGUUUAAACACUGGAAAAAUUAGGUCAAGAGAACACGCUUUAACAAAUGAUGCUAAAAAAGGUUUGGAAAGCAAAGAAGACAUAACAAAAGCAAGUCGAUCGUUGCGAACCACUGAAAAGGAUAAGAAUACUGGUAUUGGAACAGAAAAAACAAAUAUAUAUGAUGGUAUCAAAGAUGUCAUGCUUUUCCAUAUAAAAGGAAAUCGGCACAUUCAGACUCGUUUGGUUGAGCCAAAAACAAGUUCUAUGAAUUCUGGUGAUGUGUUUGUACUGAUAACACCAAAAUACAUACAUCAAUGGAAUGGAAAAAAUUGCAGUAUAAUGGAAAAGUCAAGGGGUUGUGAAAUCAGUUCUGUAGUGCAUCAAUGGAAAGAAUUGGGUUGUAUCUCUGCUAGUAUUAACCUUAUGGAUGAAGAUAGAGAAAAACCAGGAGUAAUGACAACUACUUUCUGGAAAAUUCUUGGUGAUAAAAAGUAUAUUAAGAAAAUUAAUGACGUUUUACCUGACAAAGAAUUUGAGCAGUACAUUCUUGAAACUAACAAGUUUUUUGAAAUAUGUUCUGAUAAGAUAGAUGAUGAAGAUGCUAACUGUUGGCUAAAACCUAUUGAAGAAUAUUCUGGGAAAAUACCUUCUAAAAAAUGGCUUGAUUCUAAGAAAGCUUAUGUUCUUGAUUUUGGCACUGAGGUUUACUCUUGGGUUGGCAGAUAUGCAACUGGUGCCCCACGUAAAAAGGCUGCAGAAGUUGGUUUAGAAUAUUACAAGAAAGAUUAUCAAACAGAUUCCAAAGUUCAUCCUUUUAAUUUAAAUUGUUAUAAUAAUAACAAUAAUUUACCAAUGCCCAGGCCAGAUUGGUCUGUGUAUGGUAGAAUGGCAGAGAAGACAGAAAAUGUGGCAUUUCGACGAAAGUUUUUUGACUGGCCUGAUCCUGUUGAUUUAAAAGUACAAACUAUCGAUGCAAAAGUUCAUGCUCAGUUAACAAAAGAGUUUUCUUCUGAGCCCUCAACUCCUUUAUUAUUACCAAUACCAGCUAAGCAAUUGUUAGAACCGACUCCAGAGCCACUCAUGGUCCAUGAUGGUUUAUUUAUUGGGCGAGGCAAAGGAAUGCGGGACAAUGAAACUCUUUUUAACUAUGGUGUAACAUUAAACGAACUUACUGUAUGGCUAAUAUCUGGGAAUGCUCAUUUAGAAGUGCCAUUAGAAAACAAAGGAGUAUUUUUUUCUGGUGAAGCAUAUAUCGUCAAGUGGUGCUUUCAGAUCUUUCGUUCAGGUAUACAAAGUUUGAAAGGUGGUAAAUCUCGCCAGGAUGAUACUGGCAAAGAUCAUGUUUUUUUCUUCUUUUGGCAAGGCAGAGAUUGUUCUGCAAGUGACAAAGGGACAGCUGCUUUAAUGACAAUUGAUCUUGAUACAGAAGAAGGACCUCAAAUAAUGGUUGAACAAGGAAAAGAGCCUCCAGCUUUUUAUCAAUUGUUCAAUGGUGAAAUGAUUAUACAUGCUGGCAAGGCACUUGACUUUGACGUAUCUGCAGUAGGUCAUAUGUAUUGGAUUAAAAAUGAAGUAGAAUGUGAAGCUUGUAUAGUUGAGGUGCCAUUAACGUCUGCUUCGUUGAGAUCUCGUGGUUCAUUUUUGGUGACAAGUAAGCAUACAUUAUAUUUAUGGCAUGGUUGCAAGGUUGUCAGAAAUAGUCGUGAAAUAGCUCAAACUGCUACACAAUCAUUUAUUAAAAGGUUAAAUCAUUUAAAGUUGCAUCUUAUUGAGUACGAUGAAGGAGAAGAGACUGAUGAAUUUUGGGAUGCUCUAGGAGAUGAAGAAGAAUACAUGUCAUAUUUAGGCAUUUCAAAAGAAUUCAACUUUACAAUGCGUUGCUUUGUAUUCGACAGUUUAAAUGGAUGUUUCCAGUAUAAAGAAUUAUCAAGUUCUUCAUAUCAUCCAAAACAUACAUGUCCUUUUCCAAUACUACAAUCUCAUUUGUAUGAACUUUCCCAACCAGGAUUGGUUUUUAUUGAUAAUGGUUUUAAAAUGUACCUAUGGCAAGGGUGGUGGCCUGUUACUGAUGAAACUGUUGAUAUAACUGGCCCAAAUACUAAAGCAGAGAAGCAUAGAUUUGAUGUCAACAAAAAACUGGCCCUUCAAUCUAUAAAAUAUUAUGCUUUGGAAAAAAACUGUCCAUUAUCUAAGACAUAUGUUGUUUAUGCUGGCUGCGAACCUUUAGAGUUUACAAACUUGUUUCCUUUUUGGAAUCCAAAUGAAGAAAUAAGUAAAAUACAGAUAUCAGCAGGUUACAAAAUGGGAGAAAUAAAACAACUGGAAGAAGUCCUUUCAAAACUUGAAAAAAAUGAAUAUAGCCUAGAAGAGUUAAGCAGCUUUCCUUUACCUGAAGGAGUUGACCCAAGUCGAAUUGAAGACUACUUGAGUAAUGUUGAUUUUUUGAACUUGUUUGGCGUAUCAAGAAGCGAUUUUAGUCUUCUUCCUCGAUGGAAGCAAAUCGAUCUCAAGAAAAGAACGUGUAUUUUUUAAAUGUACUUUUUAAAAUAUGUAUAUAUAUAUAUAUAUAUAUAUAUAUAUAUAUAUAUAUAUAUAUAUAUAUAUAUAUAUAUAUAUAUAUAUAUAUAUACAUAUGUGUGUGUAUGUGUGUGUGUGUGUAUAUAUAUAUAUAUAUAUAUGUAUAUAUACAUGCACACUUAAAUAUAGAUUUAUAGAUGUUUAUAAUGAUGCAGUUUUUUUUUCUUUGUCUACCAUCUUUUCCAUUCUGGGUUUAAAAGUUUUUUGUUUUUUUUCUUUUUCUUGAUUAUUUAUUUAUCAUUAAAGUUUUAUAUAUUUAAAGUUUCAUAGAGUCCGUAUUUUAAAGCUUCAUACACACACGCAUAUUCCCAUUGAUGAAUACAUAUACAUACAUACACACUUGCAUAAACAGUUUGUUAUUCUAUGUUUUUUACCCAAGUUAUUAUAGUUUUAUACAAAUUUAAUUCCAUGUUCACACUAUGUUUGUUCACUAUAUAGUUGUUACUAUUUUUAUAAACAAAAGAUUUUUAGAUCUAAAUAA
Molecule: messenger RNA, 3548 nt
Organism: Hydra vulgaris (swiftwater hydra)
Lineage: Eukaryota; Metazoa; Cnidaria; Hydrozoa; Anthoathecata; Hydridae
Product: supervillin
Biological process (GO): barbed-end actin filament capping; actin filament severing; actin polymerization or depolymerization
Cellular component (GO): actin cytoskeleton; cytoplasm
Molecular function (GO): actin filament binding; phosphatidylinositol-4,5-bisphosphate binding
Source: RefSeq, a predicted model, not a curated record